Messenger RNA from Leptosomus discolor (cuckoo roller), 2550 nucleotides. NCBI's taxonomy places the organism in Eukaryota, Metazoa, Chordata, Aves, Leptosomiformes, Leptosomidae. The record is from RefSeq and is a predicted model, not a curated record.
AUGACUGGAUAUACGAUGUUGCGCAAUGGGGGAGUGGGGAACGGAGGCCAGCCGUGGGUGCUGAGAUGGUCCAGUCGGAUCCGACUCACCUGGCUUAGUUUCACCCUCUUCAUUAUCCUUGUCUUCUUUCCCCUCAUCGCCCACUACUACCUGACCACCAUCGAUGACGCGGAUGAUGCCGGCAAGCGCAUCUUUGGCCCGCGGACCGGCAAUGAGCUGUGCGAGGUAAAGCACGUGCAAGACCUGUGCCGCAUCCGCGAGUCAGUCAGCGAGGAGCUGCUCCAGCUGGAGGCCAAGCGGCAGGAGCUCAACAGCGAGAUCGCCAAGCUCAACUUGAAGAUCGAGGCCUGCAAAAAGAGCAUUGAAAAUGCCAAGCAGGACCUGCUGCAGCUGAAGAACGUCAUCAGCCAGACGGAGCAUUCCUACAAAGAGCUGAUGGCUCAGAACCAGCCCAAGCUCUCCUUGCCCAUCCGGCUGCUGCCAGACAAAGACGAUGCGACCUUCCCCCUGCCAAAAUCCAACCGGAACUGCAGGCUGCACAACUGCUUUGACUACUCACGCUGCCCGUUGACAUCUGGCUUUCCAGUCUAUGUCUACAACAGUGACGAUUACCCUUUUGGUAGUUCCUUAGACCCUUUAAUUAAACAAGCCUUUGAGGCGACCGUCAGAACUAAUGUUUAUGUUACUGAAAAUGCAAAUAUUGCUUGUGUGUAUAUAAUUUUAGUGGGGGAAAUGCAAGAGCCUGUAAUGCCAAAACCUACUGAACUAGAGCAACAGUUGCACUCUUUGCCGUAUUGGAGGACUGAUGGACAUAACCAUCUCAUCAUCAAUUUGUCAAGGAAAUCAGAAACUCAGAACUUCAUUUACAACAUCAGCACAGGGCGCGCCAUGGUUGCCCAGUCCACGUUUUACGACGUGCAGUAUCGACCGGGCUUCGAUAUUGUGGUAUCACCUCUGGUCCACGCUAUGUCUGAACCCAAUUUCCUAGAAAUCCCACCCCAGGUGCCAGUCAAGCGUAAAUAUCUGUUUAGUUUCCAGGGGGAGAAGAUCGAGUCUCUCAGAUCUAGCUUGCAAGAGGUUCGCUCUUUCGAAGAGGAAAUAGAAGGCAAUGCCCCAGCUGACUAUGAUGAUCGGAUCAUUACCACCUUGAAGGCUGUUCAGGACAGCAAGUUGGACUUUGUUUUGGUGGAGUUCACGUGUAAGAACCAGCCUAAGGCGAGUCUGCCCACUGAGUGGGCUCUGUGUGGAGAAAGGGAUGACAGACUAGAGCUACUGAAGCUAUCUACUUUUGCACUGAUAAUCACCCCAGGGGACACCCAUUUAGUGAUCUCCGCCGGGUGUGCCAUGAGACUGUUUGAGGCUCUGGAAGUUGGAGCCAUCCCGGUGGUUCUCGGAGAGCAAGUUCAGCUACCCUAUAAUGACGUGAUCCGGUGGAACGAGGCAGCCUUAAUUAUACCAAAGCCACGUAUCACAGAAGUGCACUUUCUUCUGAGAAGCAUUUCUGACAACGAUCUCCUUGCCAUGAGGAGGCAGGGCCGCUUCUUGUGGGAGACCUACUUCUCCACCUCCGACAACGUAUUCAGCACAGUCUUAGCUAUCAUAAGGACUCGAAUCCAAAUCCCGGCUGCUCCUAUCCGAGAAGAAACCGCCGUGGAGAUACCCCACCGGUCUGGCAAAGCUGCUGGUACAGACCCCAAUAUGGCAGACAAUGGUGACCUGGACUUGGGGCCUGUGGAAACAGAACCACCCUAUGCAUCUCCCAAAUAUCUCCGCAAUUUCACCCUCACUGCAAUGGACAUCUACAGGAAUUGGAAUUCUGCUCCGGGGCCUUUCCAUCUCUUCCCCUACACUCCCUUUGACCCUGUUUUACCAUCAGAAGCAAAAUUUUUGGGGUCUGGGACUGGAUUUCGACCAAUUGGUGGAGGAGCAGGUGGCUCUGGGAAGGAGUUCCAGGCUGCUUUGGGUGGCAACGUCCCCCGGGAGCAGUUCACAGUAGUGAUGUUGACUUACGAGCGGGAGGAAGUGUUGAUGAACUCCCUAGAAAGGCUCAAUGGUCUCCCAUACUUAAAUAAAGUUGUGGUAGUGUGGAACUCUCCCAAGCUUCCCUCUGAGGAUCUCUUGUGGCCAGACAUUGGCGUCCCGAUCAUGGUUGUCCGCACGGAGAAAAACAGCCUGAACAACCGGUUCCUGCCGUGGGAUGAGAUCGAGACGGAGGCCAUCCUGUCCAUUGACGACGAUGCUCACCUUCGCCACGACGAGAUCAUGUUUGGGUUCCGUGUCUGGAGAGAGGCAAGGGACCGCAUCGUUGGCUUCCCGGGGCGCUACCACGCGUGGGACAUCCCCCAUCAGUCCUGGCUCUACAACUCCAACUACUCCUGCGAGCUCUCUAUGGUGCUCACUGGUGCUGCCUUCUUCCACAAGUACUACGCCUACCUGUACUCCUACGUGAUGCCGCAAGCCAUCCGCGACAUGGUGGAUGAAUACAUCAACUGCGAGGACAUCGCCAUGAACUUCCUGGUCUCUCACCUGACGAGAAAACCUCCCAUAAAG